AUGGCUACUACUACUACACAUACUUCGUCUCUUAAAUUAAAAUCCGAGGCCAAGACAUCACCUUAUUUAUCUACAUUACGUCAUUUAACAAAUAAAGAUGUUAAGAAAGCAGCUUAUACUUUAUUAGAAGCAUUUGCUGAAGAUUCCUUAGCUAAAAUGCUUGUAUGUCAUAUUAAAGAUCCUAAAGAACGUAAAAUUUGUGAAUUAACCCUUUAUGAAGCAUAUCUUAGACAACAUAUUGCUAAAGGAAUUGUAAUUGGACAAGGUGAAACUGAAUCUGGAUUUGAAACUGUUUCAAUCUGGUCACAUCCUCAAUCAGAACAGGAUGGAUUGGAUUCAUAUAAUAAUCUUAUGGAAGCAGGUUAUGGAAAAGUAUGGAAUUUAUAUGGAGAAGAAGGUAGGAAAAAGGUAUUUUAUGGAAUGUUACCAUUAUUACAUGAUCUGUGUGAAAGGAUAAUUAAUAACGAUUCAAGAUUUAAAAAUAAAAAUAUAUACACCUUGGUUUAUGUUGGAAGUAAUAAAAAAGCUCAAGGAAAAGGUAAUGUAAGAAAAUUAUUUGAUUAUAUGUUUAAAAAUUAUAUUGAUAAAGAGGAAGAUAAUAUUGCUUACUUGGAAAGUAGCUCACCUGUGAAUAUUCCAAUUUACAACAGAUUUGGUUUCCAUGUUGUUGAAGAUAUAAUCUUGGGUCUGAAAUUUGAUGGUGCUGUUGAAGGACAAGAUUAUGCCAUAAUGCAUGUUAUGAUUAGAGGUUCACAUGGACAUGACUGGACACAGGAUGAAAACACUUUAGCAUCAAAAUUGUAA
Molecule: messenger RNA, 804 nt
Organism: Candida tropicalis MYA-3404
Lineage: Eukaryota; Fungi; Ascomycota; Pichiomycetes; Serinales; Debaryomycetaceae
Exons: 1
Coding region: 1-804 (267 amino acids)
Source: RefSeq, a predicted model, not a curated record